Messenger RNA from Pieris rapae (cabbage white), 2757 nucleotides. RefSeq lists its product as uncharacterized. Gene Ontology annotation, molecular function: protein binding. The record is from RefSeq and is a predicted model, not a curated record. Bases 1 to 2757 code for a protein of 918 amino acids. Lineage: Eukaryota; Metazoa; Arthropoda; Insecta; Lepidoptera; Pieridae. The transcript has a single exon.
AUGCCGACUAAAAGUUUAAAAUCUUCGACUGAUAAAUCUAGCGUUUUGGGUGAAUAUGAAAGUAUUUAUCUUACUCCAAGGGAAGCCAGUGUCUCAUUAACACUACAGGGUGAGAAACCUGGUCCUGGAGACUGGAUAUUUCUCGUUUUAUUUGACGGCCAGAUUUUAUUUGAAACGAAGUGGAUCAAUGAAGAAGUUCAAUUUAUGCAAUCACUCCCCUUAGAUUUGAAGAAGAAUUCUGACCAAAGUAUAUUAAUCGAUAGGCCGCUUACGUUCCUAUUGCGUCUUGCUGGUGGGAAGCCUACGAAAGAUCCGGAUCCUUUCCUUCACGUUGAUAAUCGUGUAGGCGGAAAUGUUGAUCUUUAUCCAUUAUUGCUAGGAGAGGAGAAAAUUGUUGUUAACGCACCGCUAUAUGUUUUAAACACCGGGGAAGUUACUACCAGUUCAGUCAUUGUACAUGCAGAGACCAAUGGUGUUGUUGAAAACAGCAGAGUUCCAAUUAUAAUUACUAUGCUUUCUGCCCACUGUCUUCCGAUUGCCAAAGAAGGAACGGUUUAUAUGAGCGCUGUUGGAUUAAAUGAAAUACAUAACCCUAUGCCCAUUAAUUUUGGUAUGUCCACGAGUACUGCAUCAGCAACGAAAGUAGUUUGGUCAUCAAUAAGUAAUGCUGCAUAUGGUGCCAACACGCUUUAUAAUAUUCCAGAAGAAGAUAAGUUUAUAUCUGAUUGUGAACCAAAGGAUACCGAUUUAUGCAUUUCUGUUUAUUGGAAUGCAAUGAAACGCGUUCUUGUAGAUCCUAUUGCUUUUCGAGAGCGAUUAGAAGAUGGUCCAUUUUUGGUAGAACUGGCAGGUGUUCCAAAACAAGGCAAGAUUGAUGUCAGAGGACGUUACAUGUCUUUUAUUGAUUUAGGAGUACUGUUGCAGCCGGGCCAAUAUGGAGUAACAACUUGUGCAAAGUUAUUAUAUUUUAAUGAAUCAGAAUUACCUGAACGAAUGAGGCCAUUGUUAGAGUUACCGCCUACUAGUGCUAAAAUUAGUGUUCGAGAAUCUGACGUCGUUACAGAUGAACUUAACCACGUCGCUUAUAUAGCUAUAAGGUUUGAUUUAUUUGAACCCCUUGUUCCUAAAUCCAAAAUAGCCGCUCUCUAUGAAAAAUUAGGCUAUUCUUGUCCGGAGAGCCCAGCUGGCCCAGUAGACGAGAUACGUGUCGAACCAACUCCAGAAGACCCAUUUAUAGAUGUUCGGAAAAUUAGAAAAGAAGGAGGCGCUUUAGCAGUGCAUAAAGAACUAUGCGGCUUGUCUUGUAAGGGAAAUAUGCCUAUGAAUCAAAGCAUAAAACGCACGGCAGCUAACCGUCUCUUGUAUCGCGUACGAUCGAUGCUUAAGCAAUUUCCGCCUGGAGAAUGUUCUCAAACUUAUUUGCAAGAUACUAUUACUGCGCAACAUGUGGCUUGCCGACGUGCCGUUACUGCGUCAUUUGCUCCACAACCCCCUCUGCCUCGGCCAACUUCUCGUGUUGCAGCUGCUAGGAGCCGAAUAGGUGGUGACGGAAGGAUUAUGAAUCACCAUAUCGAACAAAAUUUAAGGGCUCUUCCCAAACACCCGAGGCCUUUGCUGUGUAAAGCUCUGCGAUAUUUAGAAAAUCAAAACGAAAGUGAUGCUCGUGAUUGUAUCUUGAAAGCGUUGAGCUUUCAGCCAAGAAAUAGAUUCCUACUUUGGGCGUUGGGUGCAAUUAAUUACGACAAAACAGGUGAUUCUUACGACAAAGCACACGCAGCGCUGCGUAUCGCACUAAAAGGUGAUAUAACGGAUGGUGUGACUAAUGCUAUCGCAUGGGCAGCAUUGCAUUCAUUCUAUCAUUUCCACGAAAAUGCUUACGCAGCUUUUAUUGCCGCAAAAAAAAUGCGCAAAGCGUAUGAGUUACCCCGUGAAUGGAAACGAUUCUUGCAGAGGUGGGUCGAGACUAGCGGCGAAGAAGAGUCAUUUUGGAUUCCUUCUCUGAUUGAUAUAAGCAAUCCUUUGCUAAUAGCGUCAACUUUCUUUCUCUGUCUGAGAUGUUUUCGCUUUAGUGAACUGUUGAUGCAAUGUAGUCUAAAAGGUUGUGCUACCAGAGGGUCACGUUUGAAUCUUAAAACUGUAAUCACCGAGGAUUAUUUUUAUGUACAAGCGGCCUAUUUACUCUUGCUAAGACAAGUUGAUAAAGCUGUACAAGUAACAGAGACGGCGAUAAAAAAAUUUGGUCCAUCUUGCAUUUUAUCGCAAAUGCGGCUUACAUGUUUGGUGUUUGCUCGUGGUUGGGAUGGAGAGUGCGAGAAAGGUUUAUCUGAAGCAGAUAGAGCUGGCGCAAAACUACCUCCUUCUGUUCUGUUGCGGGCUGCAUUAGGUGGUAUUAAAUCUAACCCACAAGGCGCACUGCAGCGAGCAGCGCGUGCGCAUAAGAUAGCUCCAUCGGCAUAUUCUGCUUUAGUUUUAAGUCGCGUUUAUAUGAAAAUUGGCAUGGAAAGUCUGGCUGAACGUUGGGCCGCUGCAGCUGUCAAAACAGAGCCAAUGCUAGCUGAUGGAUGGGCUGUUUUAGCAUUAUUGGCUAUGGGGGAAAGAAACUUAGAUAAGGCUAGAAAUAUGAUACGCACUGCAAAGCAAGCUGGCCCAGUUAGUGCUGAUGUUAAGGAAGAUGUAAGGAAAGCCAUGAAAGUCGUACAUUUGGAGGGGUUACCAGAACUAUUGGUGAAAGAGAUAUGCUUUUGUGACUAUUAUUAA